Molecule: messenger RNA, 663 nt
Organism: Haliotis rufescens (red abalone)
Lineage: Eukaryota; Metazoa; Mollusca; Gastropoda; Lepetellida; Haliotidae
Exons: 5
Coding region: 1-663 (220 amino acids)
Source: RefSeq, a predicted model, not a curated record
AUGCAAGCUAGUGUACGAGGUACAUGUAGUGUGCGAGGUAGUGUACGAGGUAGUGUACGAGGUAGUGUGGCAGCUGGGGUCUGUAAGGUAGUGUACGAGGUAGAGUACGAGGAAGUGUGCGAGGUAGUGUACGAAGUAGUGUACGAGGUAGUGUGCGAGGUAGUGUACGAGGUAGUGUGCGAGGUAGUGUGCGAGGUAGUGUACGAGGUAGUGUACGAGGUAGUGUACGAGGUAGUGUGCGAGGUAGUGUACGAGAUAGUGUACGAGGUAGUGUGCGAGGUAGUGUACGAGGUAGUGUGCGAGGUAGUGUACGAGAUAGUGUACGAGGUAGUGUGCGAGGUAGUGUACGAGGUAGUGUGCGAGGUAGUGUACGAGGUAGUGGAGAGGUUGUGUGGCAGGUGGGUGUGCGAGGUAGUGUGCGAGGUAGUGUACGAGGUAGUGUGCGAGGUAGUGUACGAGAUAGUGUACGAGGUAGUGUGCGAGGUAGUGUACGAGGUAGUGUGCGAGGUAGUGUACGAGGUAGUGGAGAGGUUGUGUGGCAGGUGGGGUGGGGUAUGUAAGGUAGUGUGCGAGGUCGUGUACGAGGUAGUGUGCGAGGUAGUGUACGAGGUAGUGUACAAGGUAGUGUGCGAGGUCGUGUACGAGGUAGUGGAGAGUAUGUGA